Monoraphidium neglectum is the source of this 2178-nucleotide messenger RNA. RefSeq lists its product as hypothetical. Lineage: Eukaryota; Viridiplantae; Chlorophyta; Chlorophyceae; Sphaeropleales; Selenastraceae. The transcript has 9 exons. Bases 1 to 2178 code for a protein of 725 amino acids. The record is from RefSeq and is a predicted model, not a curated record. Gene Ontology annotation, molecular function: protein binding.
AUGGCUUUGACCGCAUUAGGGCUCGCUGCGGCGCGCCGAGGAGCCACCACGCCCGCCGCGGCGCUUCGCAACGUGCUCGUAGCGACCAGGGCAUGGAGCAGCGCGGCGGGCCCCAGCGUGACGGACCAGAUGAUCGCCUACGCCCGACAAGAGGGGGGCUUCGCAGCUAUGGAUGUGGUGCAGUCAGGGCUGGCCAUGCAGCCAGACUCCAAUGCCGGCGUCGACACGAGCAGGCUGCUGCUGGUAAUGUCUGAGAUCAGCGGAGCGCAGGCAGACUGGGCUGCGUCUGCAAAAUGGGCAUCUGCCGCAGCCGCUGCCGCCGCGGCCACCCCCCCUGGCGUGCCUGCCGAGCAGCUGGGCGAGCUCUCGCUGUCGGCCCGCCUGCAGCAGGUCAGGGCGCUGCUAGCCGCCGGCCUGGACGCCGACGCCGCCACGGCCGCUGCGAGCCCGCCUGUCGUGAUAUCAGACACCGCCAGCAGCGGGUCCAGCAGCGCCGCCCCGCUGCUGCACUCGCUGCAGCGCCUCGUCACUGCUGCGGCGGGGGACGCCACAGCUGCGGAGCAACCCAGGUGGGAGGCUCCGUCGGGCGGCAGCGGGGGCGUUCUCGAGGCGGCGUCGGCCAAGCUUUCUGGGGACAUCCUGCUGCUCCAGGGAAAGGGCCCGGAAGCUGCCGAGGCGUACCAGAGCGCGUCAGACAGUGCCGCAUCAGCGGCCGACGCGGCGGCUGCAGGGCCUGGCGGCGACACGGGGCUGCUGUCGGCGCGGGCUGCGCGGGAGGUGCAGGCUGACGCGUCCCUUGGGCUGGCGCAGGUCAGCAUGGCGUCCAAGCAGUGGGAAGAGGCAGAGGAGCGCCUCAGCGCCGCCCUCAAGGCUGCAGAGGCCGCCGGCGGCGAGGCGGCGCCGCUGCUGGCUCCGGUGCUGGCGCUGCUGGGGGUGGUGUACUCGAGGACGGCGCGCGUCAUGUAUGGGGAGGGCAUGUUCAGGGAGGCGGCCAAGCUCUCCAAACUCGACCCCGCAAGGCUGUCGGUGGCGCCGCCGUCGCACGCGCUGCACCCCAGCCUGCACGCCGCCCUCGCGUGGCGCUACUGCCAGCUGCUCAACGCGCUGCCAAACAGGGGCGGCGAGGCGGCGGCGUGGGAGGGAUCCGCAGCCGGUGGUGGCGGUGGCGAUGGUGGCGGUGGUGUGCCGGCAGCAGCAGCGGCGGCGGAGGAGAGCACGUCGGCACGCUACCCCGUGCUCUUGGCGAUCCUGACAAAGCUCUCAGAGGCCCCUGCAGCUUCCGCGCAGCUGGACGCCUUCCUGCGCGCCCAGCCCUCCGCGACGGCCGUCCCCUUCAUCUCGUGGGUGGCAGACCUGGAGGCACGCGCCGCGAGUGCAGAGGAGCGCCGCGCGCUGGGCGCGCUGUGCGAGCGGCUGGUGCUGGCGCGAGAGCGGCUUGAGGAGGAGCGAAUGGAUGCGCUGUACGUGGAUAGCCUCAGGGUUCUGGCCGGCGGGGACGGCCAGCAGGAGGCACUGAUGGCUUCCGACCCGGCAAGCUACGCCACGCAGCUGGCAGAGGCCGUCACCGGCGGCCCCGUCGUGCGCGAGGGCUACAGCCCGGCCUACGAUGCGCUGCUGGCGGUCGCGCCGCCGGCGGCGCUCACGCCCGCGGGCGUGGCCAAGGCGCACAAGGAGGCCGCUGAGCUGGCGGAGGACAUGCGCGCCCGCCGCCGCCGCUCCUUUGCCGCCGUCGUCGGCCGCCUGCGCAUCUCGAGCCCCGAGCAGGAGGCCGCCCUGCUGGCGCCCUCUGCCGCGUCGCGCAUCCUGGAGCUGCUGCUUGGCCUCAGCUCGGAGGGGGAGCGAGAGGCGCUGCUGCCCGACUGCUUCACGCCGCCCCCAGAGGGCGGCAGCGCAGCGGCCGAGGAUGCGGAGACGGACGAGCUGUGGUGCACGCCGCUGCAGCUGCUGAAUGAGAUAGACGCCAGGGUGCGAGACGUGGUUGAGGCACGUGGCGGCGGUGGCUUCAUCAGGCUGCGUCAAGGGGAGCAGGCGGCGCUUGGCGGCGGCAGCCACGGCCUGAGCGGCGGCGCCUACGAAGCCGCGUUGCGCCACCUGCGGGCCGCUGUGGCUGAGCGAUGGCUGGAUACAUUGCCAGCAGGGGCGACGGGCAGCAGCAGCGAAGAGUUCGGGCCUGUGUAA